AUGCCCGCCUGUGUUGUCCUGUCGUCGCCCUGUCGCCGGCCAUCACAAGCCCCUAGAAUACUCGCCGCAACAAUUGCUGCUGGUGCUGGUGCUACUGCUGUCGCUGUUGCUACCGCCGUCGUCGCCGCCGCCGCCGCCGAAGCGUGCCCUGCGCAACCCCCUCCCAACCACUGGGCCCUUUGCCAAUCCCGCUCUGCACUGCUGGAUCCCGCCCAAGAAACUCAUCUAGAUUUGUCUCCAAGACAUACACAUACAUACACAUACACGCAUACGCACAUACGUACAUACAAACACAUCCACACACGUCCCCGCGGUACGACAGCUGCACGUAAGACAGCGCACCUUGGGCCAUCCUCUUCUCCUCCUCAUCCUCUUCAUCCUCGUCCUCUCCCCAUCCCCCCACUCUCAGCGACAGAAUUCGCAGCCGUCGCGUACAUGGCCGACUACGGCAACCAGCAGCGGGGCGAGUAUGCGCGGGGCCCCAGUCAUGGCCAACCCACGGGAGCAAGGGACGCGGCGUUUGCCAACAUCUUCGGCGCCAGUCCAGCCAUGGCCGGUCGCUCGCAGACUAUGACUUCGCAGUCGCAGUUGAGGGACCCGGGCCGUGCUGCGACGAUGAACAGCCAGACGGCCGACAUGAUGCAGCGCGCACCGCCCAUCCGCCAGCCCGUCAAUGGCUAUGAUCGACGGCCCCAUCCGCAGUACGAUCCGCGCGCAGGGCCACACCCAGGUGACCACCGAGGGGGCAUGGAGCCACCGCCCAACAACUACCACCGCUCCGUCUCCAACGGCUACCCUCCUCCAGGUCCACGCUACCCGGACGGCCCGCAGCAGCAGCAGCAGCAGCAGCAGCAGCCUCCUCCUCAGCGACAGCCUCAGCCGCAGUACCUUCCACAACCACUGCGCCCAGAGCGCCAGCCGUAUGGACAGCCCCAGCGCUUCGAUCCGAGAACCUCUCCGCCAGGCCAGCCUCCUUCUUUCAACAAAACAGCCCCUAAUCGCUUUCCUGGCCCUCCUGGCCCGGGCAUGAACGCCGACCCCUAUCGCUCACAGUCACUCGCCCUCAAUCCUCGUCCCCAAUUCACCCCUGGCGGGCCUACUCACCCGUCACAGGCAAACACGUUUAGACAACAGCCCUACAUGAACCACAUGGCCCGAACCACGGCACAAGGUCGCGUCGUGCCAGAGCGUCCGGAUGAGCGGACCAUGUCCAUGACUUCGUAUACCCGAGACCCAGAGCGCACCCAGACGAUGAGUGGCAGGAUAAUACCCAGCCGAAGGCCAGAACCAGGAGAAGACCCCAUGUCCCAGGGCUACGCCAGCCAGCCCAACAUGACCAUGGGAGCGGGCCCGCCAGUAAAGGCGAGGCAGACGAGCCAAGGUAGCAUACCUAACCAGGGCAGAACCAUGUCCAUGGCCUCUACCAUUGUCCCUUCGGAGAGGACGGACACCAUGUCUUCCUUGUCGCGCCCGAGCUCAGUCCAGACCACGUCGAGCAGCACGGUCAACAGAUCCUCGAAUCAGUCCUACAAUGGGACCAUGUCACCAGGUGGUGCUGGUCCUCCUGCUCAGCGAAGAGCGCCCCUCGUCUACCCUGCCCUCCUCUCCAGGGUCGCCGAGGUCUUCCAAGACCGGGUUGCGCUCGCCGAGCGCGAAAAAGAUGGACUGGUCUACAAGAGCGCUUUCACAGGUGCAGAGGCGGUCGAUUUGAUUUCUUUCAUCAUCAAGACCACAGACCGUAACUUGGCUCUGCUCUUGGGUCGGUCCUUGGACGCACAAAAGUUCUUCCACGAUGUCACCUACGCUCACCGACUCCGAGACUCGACCAACGAAAUCUAUCAGUUCCGCGAGACCAUGGUUGAGGAUAAGUCGGAGAUUAAUGGUGUCUUCACCCUUUUGACCGAGUGCUAUUCGCCGACAUGCACACGGGACCGUCUGUGUUACUCCAUCGCUUGCCCUCGACGCCUCGAACAGCAGGCUCGCCUGAAUAUGCGUAUCCAGCCCGGUCUGAAGCGCGAGGAAUCACGUGCUAGUUUACACGAAGAGAAGGACAGUGAAGAGCAGAAACUUUGGAUUAAUACGGUGCCAAAGGAAAUUUCAGACAGCGUCUCGGAAAAGGAACAAAAGCGCCAGGAAGUCAUCUCGGAGCUCAUGUACACGGAGCGCGACUUUGUCAAGGAUCUAGAAUACCUACGCGACUUCUGGAUGAAGCCGCUUCGCAAUCCCCAAGCAUCGCCCAUCCCCGAACAUCGCCGCGAAAAGUUUGUGCGCACCGUCUUUUCAAACUGUCAAGAAGUCUACAUGGUCAACUCUCGAAUGGCAGAAGCUCUCACGCGAAGACAGCAGAAGGAGGCUGUAGUGCGCAAUAUAGGCGAUAUUUUCCUCGAAUACGUACCCCAUUUUAGUCCAUUUAUCAAGUAUGGCGCAAACCAGCUCUUCGGUAAGUACGAGUUCGAGCACGAAAAGCGUACAAACAAUCUGUUUAGCAAGUUCGUCGACGAGGUGGAGCGAAUGAAGGAGUCUCGAAAGCUCGAAUUGAACGGAUAUCUUACCAAGCCCACGACUCGAUUGGCCAGAUACCCAUUGCUUUUGGAAAACAUUGUCAAGUACACAGCAGAUGACAACCCCGACAAGGAGGACAUUCCCAAAGUUAUCAAGAUCAUCAAGGAAACCUUGUCCAAGGUCAACAUUGAGUCUGGAAAGGCGGAGAAUCAUUUCAAUCUCAUGCAGCUCAAUAAAGAUCUCAAGUUCAGGCCUGGCGAGUAUGUCGAUCUUAAGCUGACCGACGAAAAUCGCCAAUUGGUCUUCAAGGGCACACUGAAGAAGACCCCCACUGAAGCGACGGGUGAUAUCACGUGUUACCUCUUUGAUCACGCUGUCUUGCUCGUCAGAGCCAAGACUGUCAACAAGCGUGAGGAACAAAAAGUCUACAAGAAGCCGAUACCCCUGGAGCUGCUCGUGAUUACACAAAUGGAAGAAAUCAACCCUAAGCUGGGGAUCGCCAAGAGGCCUUCUGCGAAUUUGAUUGCCGGCAAAGCCAUUGCUGCCGCUACACCUCGCAACGAUACAACCAAGCAGCAAGGGUAUCCAAUCACGUUCAAGCACCUUGGCAAGGGUGGCUACGAGUUGACACUGUUUGCCAGCACACCCAUCUCCCAGCAAAAAUGGAUGGAACAUAUUGAUUCGCAACAGCGAAGCCUUCGUGAGCGUAGCAACAUCUUCACCAAGAGCGUCAUUCAUGAGGGCUUCUUCACUGCAACAAUUCGUGUCACCUGUGCUGUUCCUCUUGAUGGUGGGCGCAAACUCGCUCUGGGCACCGAUGCCGGCAUAUACGUUGUCGAGCGGAAACCAAAGGAUGCGUCCUCACGGCCUCGUCGCGUACUCGACUGCAAAGCUGUUACGCAGGUCGAAGUUCUCGAACAGCAUCAGAUUGUUCUCGUCUUGGCCGACAAGACACUGUACUCGUACGAUAUCGAAGCCCUCAAUCCGGACGAAACACAGGCCAUUGUCAAACGGCCUCGCAAGAUUUGUCACGCCAAUUUCUUCAAGGCUGGUAUCUGCCUCGGACAGCAGCUCGUUGCUGCAGUCAAGACAUCCGCCCUAUCAACCACCAUCAAGGUCUACGAGCCCAAGGAGAACAUGGCCAACAAGGGCAAAAAGUCUGGAUUCGCAAAGAUGCUCUCCACCGGCCAAGAUCAACUCAAGCCAUACAAGGAAUUCUACAUUCCUACCGAGUCGACUUCGAUUCACUUUCUCAAAUCCAAGCUCUGCGUCGGCUGCGCCCGUGGCUUCGAAGUCGUCAGCCUCGAAACUCUCGAAACGCAAUCCCUUCUGGACCAAGCCGACACUUCCCUCGACUUCGUUGUGCGCAAAGAAAACAUCAAGCCAAUCCACAUUGAGCGCAUGGGUGGCGAGUUCCUUCUCUGCUACACCGACUACUCCUUCUUCGUCAACCGCAAUGGUUGGCGCGCACGGCCAGACUGGAAAAUCACGUGGGAGGGCACGCCACAGGCCUUUGCGAUAUUCAACCCGUACAUCUUGGCAUUUGAGCCAAGUUUUAUUGAGAUUCGACACAUGGAGAGUGGGGGCCUUGUGCAUAUUAUUACGGGCAAGAAUAUUAGGUUGUUGCACACUUCGACGAGAGAGAUUCUCUAUUCAUAUGAAGAUGAGUUGGGCAAUGAUGUUGUAGCUAGCUUGGACUUUUGGCAGACGGCCAAUGGAGGGAAACAGAGUAUGGAUCAGCAGCGGCUAUUAGAGAAGAGCUAG
Molecule: messenger RNA, 4266 nt
Organism: Plenodomus lingam JN3
Lineage: Eukaryota; Fungi; Ascomycota; Dothideomycetes; Pleosporales; Leptosphaeriaceae
Biological process (GO): intracellular signal transduction
Molecular function (GO): guanyl-nucleotide exchange factor activity
Source: RefSeq, a predicted model, not a curated record